This is a messenger RNA of Angiostrongylus costaricensis, 1401 nucleotides long. The record is from the annotation of a GenBank genome assembly. NCBI's taxonomy places the organism in Eukaryota, Metazoa, Nematoda, Chromadorea, Rhabditida, Metastrongylidae.
AUGAAUUUAUUUCAACUUACUCAACUAUCUUCUAAUCAGUUUCAGAGGCCUCGUCGACCCGGGCUAUUCCAAGUCCUUCGACGAUCGGGCUACUGGAAAUGUUUGUCCUGCUCGUUGUUGCUGAUUGGGUGUGGACUCUAUGCAUCAUGGUGCCAUUUCAAACACAUGGCCUACUCUGGACUUCAACCUCUGUUAAUAUUUGUUCAGAUUCGUGUUGAAGACGCUCUGCAGUAUCUGAAGUCACUUCGGAACUCACUGCCAAUCGUGUGGUGGAAAUGCAUUUGCUAUCACUACGUACGAAAAACCCGACAGGUGAUCAGGUAUCGUAAUGGAGACGCAGUGCCGACUACUCAGAUCUACUACGAACGAGUUGACUCACAUUCGGCGGGGAAUGUCUUCAUUUACGAUGUCUGUGGCGUGAAGGUCGUACGGAUUAUUUUAGUGCGUGUGAAUCGAGGUUUUGUAUUCGCUUGCAUUCAAGCGGCAAGAGAAUUCGAAGAACAAAGAACAAGGUUCUUCAACGAAAACGAGACUCGAGACGACUACAUGGAGGUCCGAGAGGGAAUGGAUCUUUCCGAUGUGUGCCGGCUCGAAGACGUGCUUGUUUUUCGCGGAUCACCUCCAUGGUUUCUCCACCCCUUCGCCUUCUGGAUCUUCUCUCUUCUGCUACUCUCGUGGCCUUUACGAAUAUACGCCGAAUGUAGGACUGCGAUGUUGAACUAUCAAGUGACGAAGCUCUUCGGCACAUCUUAUCUUAGCCCGUCUUCAGUGAACUACACAGGACCGUUGACUCGGACGUCCACUAUGGAGACAGUGGAAUUGGAAGCAGCUUUGAGAAGGGAGCAAUAUUUCGUCACUCUCGUCGAUCCGUCAGAGCCUCGAGUUUUCUCACAUCCGAUACCGAUGAACAACGAGCAGGUGGUACUUCGGAAUUACGGAGCGCUUGAGGAAGACCUAGAUGAACUGACUGAAAAUCGUCGGAUUCACGGCAGCAGAAGUUUGAACUUCUUGCAAGCAAUGAGAAGGGAUCCGAUGCCUCGUGUGUCGCUGGCGAUCCCAUUGCGAACUUGUCGCGCUGCACCUCCCAGGUCGCUAUCUAUCGCUGGUCUUUCUGGUUGGUCUAACGGAUAUCAUCCGAUCGGCCGUAGUCCAGUCAAUGAUCGUACACCUCUUCUGGAUCCACCUGAUGAACCGCCUCCAAGUUAUGAGAUGUAUUCGUUUCAGGUAGCAUUACGAAUGUGUGCACCUUUAUACGACCGUCUGCGUCGGUCCAUUUCUUCACGUCUGAACUCAGUCUCUCAGUCGAGUUCAAAGGAGCUGAAAACACAAAAUAAUCACAGUCGUGGUAGCAGUCGAAAUAGCAAUAAGAAUGACACCGACCAUGAUCCGAAUGUAUCCUAG